GACGGGCCCUGCCUUGCCCUGCCCUGCUCUGCCGGGCCGCCGGCGCUGCUCCGCCGACAGAUUCACAGGCUCUUCCGGUUUAUUCACCCCCUAAUAUACAAGGAAGAGUCUCUAAAGUGAAUCCUUAUCAGAAGGACAAAGAUCUGGAAGAAAUUUGACUUUUGCACUGCGUUCAAGGAAAUACCAAAAUAAAGCAGAUGUUGUGUCCUGUACUGUUAUCUCAAGGUUUUGCAAGUCAUUCUGUUAUGUGCUUCUUGGCAGCAGGAAUGUAAACUAAUUCUCUCAGCACUGAACUAGAACCUUGACAAGGUUGUGAUUACAGAUUCAAUAUUGCAUAAACAUGGGUGCAUUUUUGGAUAAACCAAAAACUGAAAAACAUAAUGCUCAUGGUGCAGGGAAUGGCUUGCGUUAUGGCCUCAGCAGUAUGCAGGGAUGGAGAGUGGAAAUGGAAGAUGCUCACACAGCUGUUGUAGGUAUUCCUCACGGCUUAGAGGACUGGUCCUUUUUUGCUGUCUAUGAUGGUCACGCAGGAUCUCGUGUUGCAAAUUAUUGCUCCACACACUUACUAGAACACAUCACUAACAAUGAAGACUUCAGGGCGGCAGAAAAACCUGGAUCUGCUCUUGAACCUUCAGUGGAAAAUGUCAAGAGUGGAAUCAGAACUGGCUUUUUGAAAAUUGAUGAGUAUAUGCGCAAUUUCUCAGACCUCAGAAAUGGGAUGGACAGAAGUGGCUCAACAGCAGUGGGAGUUAUGAUUUCACCUGAGCAUGUAUACUUUAUCAAUUGUGGUGAUUCACGUGCUGUGCUCUAUAGGAAUGGACAAGUCUGUUUUUCAACACAGGAUCACAAACCUUGCAACCCAAGGGAGAAAGAGCGAAUCCAGAAUGCAGGAGGCAGUGUAAUGAUUCAGCGCGUUAAUGGUUCAUUGGCAGUUUCUCGAGCUCUGGGGGACUAUGACUACAAAUGUGUUGACGGUAAAGGCCCUACAGAACAACUUGUUUCUCCAGAGCCAGAGGUUUGUGAAAUUUUAAGGGCAGAAGAAGAUGAGUUUAUCAUCUUGGCUUGUGAUGGAAUCUGGGAUGUAAUGAGCAACGAAGAGCUCUGUGAAUUUGUUAAGUCUAGACUUGAAGUAUCAGAUGACCUGGAAAAAGUGUGCAAUUGGGUAGUGGACACUUGUUUACAUAAGGGGAGUCGUGAUAACAUGAGUAUUGUACUAGUUUGUUUUUCAAAUGCUCCUAAGGUCUCAGAUGAGGCAGUGAAAAAAGAUGCAGAGUUGGAUAAGCACUUGGAAUCACGGGUUGAAGAAAUUAUGGAAAAAUCAGGUGAAGAAGGAAUGCCUGAUCUUGCGCAUGUUAUUCGUAUUUUAUCUGCGGAGAAUAUCCCUAAUUUACCACCAGGAGGUGGUUUAGCUGGCAAGCGUAAUAUUAUUGAAGCUGUGUACAGUAGACUGAAUCCACACAGAGAGAAUGAGGGGGACCCUGGCGAAGCCGAGGAAAGUGGAACACAGGGAAAAUUGGUGGAAGCACUCAGGCAAAUGAGAAUUAAUCAUAGGGGGAACUACCGCCACCUUCUGGAAGAGAUGCUGACUAGUUACAGGCUAGCUAAGAUACAGGGAGAAGAGUGCACUGCUGAAUCAGCUGCAGCUUCUACUUCAGAUAAUGAUGCUGGACCCAGUGACCCUGUACCAGAAAACCCCACAGAAUCUGGGAAUCACCUUGCUGAAAUGCAAAGCUCAAGUGAAGAUUCAGGGAUGAAUGAGAUGAGCGAUAAACAGACAUAAUCUCUUUGUUUUAUGUAGUGGAUUUAAUGCUUCUCCUCACUUGGCGAUUUUCCUUUGUUUAUAUCUCAACAUUUGUCACAUCUAUUCUAGAAGUCUGUUUUCACUUUUGGAUAUCUGUACAGAUUGUUUACAUAAAUAUAUUUUUCCUUAGAAGUUCAAAAGCUAUGGUAAAUUACAGUAGUUGCAUCUUAUGUUAUAUAGCAACCAGGUAACUUUUGCCUUGAGGUUUUUUCAAAGUCCUCUGAUGCCAACAAUAGGAACCUAAUAUGCUAAUGCAAAAGUAAAUUAAAGAAAAAAACAACAAAACACCUUGUAAGUAAAUUUUUAAAUAACAGUUUUGAUUAUAUGUUUGCUGUUGUAAAGUAAUUCACAACUUAAUGGUAUCUUCUGUGCAAAUUAAUUGAAUGACCUGAAUAUUUCCAUUUUUCCCCUGCAUCAUAACUGCAUGUUUGUACUUGAAUUGUGUAUAGUUUAUAUUACAAGUAAAUUACAAAACAUACCACAUCUUAGUUUGUCACUUUUUCUUCUUGAAAUGUGUACCUUUUAUCCAAUUUAGAUUGUAUCCACUGUUCAUAAAUACCUAUUUUCUAGAUGACUGUGUUCUUAUUUCCCAGGUUGUAGCAUAACAUUUAUCCAGAAAUGAAAAUGUACUUAGAAUUAGUACCUAGUGUCAAAUUUUAAGAGUAUGUGUUUAAGUGAAAAUAAAGAACGUGCUGUGGAAUAACACCUGUAUGCAUAUUGACUCUUUUAAGCAAGUAAUAAACUUACUUUGAAAUGCCAUUAUUCUGACAUCAAAACUUCUCUCAUAGCUUCUGAUAUUAACUCAUCGUGAUGUUCAGUAUUUUCUACAGAUCUUUUUGUAAUUUUAAGUUUGGUACACUCCUCAUUAAUCCUCUGAGCAAUGUCUCUCAAUUUCAAGUUAAGCAUCAGCAAUGUAAAUGAAUAAACUGGCCAUUCUACCUAAGUUUACCUUCUACCAAAUUGUUUUCUUGUCUUUUGGUGUAUGACACAUGUAUGCACAUGCAUCUGGGUAGGUCGGUGAUCAUAAUGCUUAUUUCCAAUAGUGGUAACUGAUUUGCUAACAAGUUAACUCUGGAAUAGUUAGUUGUGUCAGAAUUCAGUCCUUAUUGUAACACUUGCGUAAAAAUAUCGUUGUUCAAAAUAGGUACAAAUUUCACUGCCUUAAUGAAAAAGAGCCUGUGGGAAUUUCUGAUGAACCAGGAAUACCUUAAGAGUUAAGUUUUAGUACUCUGUAGAAUUGUAUUUUGUAUUCCAUAGAUGUAGUACUAUCUAUUGAUAGCUAUGAUGUAGUACAAUUUUAGGUAUUACUUAAGUCUUUAUGUUAAAAUAGCUUUACUGGGUUCAUGUUUCAUAAAAGUGAAUUCUCCCAUGUAGUUGAAGAGCCAAGCAUGUUUGUGUGUGAAAGUGGGCAGGU
This is a messenger RNA of Oxyura jamaicensis (ruddy duck), 3215 nucleotides long. RefSeq names its product protein phosphatase, Mg2+/Mn2+ dependent 1B (gene PPM1B). Gene Ontology annotation, biological process: negative regulation of canonical NF-kappaB signal transduction; protein dephosphorylation; positive regulation of canonical NF-kappaB signal transduction. The coding region runs from base 341 to 1780 and encodes 479 amino acids. The record is from RefSeq and is a predicted model, not a curated record. NCBI's taxonomy places the organism in Eukaryota, Metazoa, Chordata, Aves, Anseriformes, Anatidae. The transcript has 8 exons. Gene Ontology annotation, molecular function: magnesium ion binding; protein serine/threonine phosphatase activity; manganese ion binding. Gene Ontology annotation, cellular component: nucleus; cytosol.